Molecule: messenger RNA, 1840 nt
Organism: Sinocyclocheilus anshuiensis
Lineage: Eukaryota; Metazoa; Chordata; Actinopteri; Cypriniformes; Cyprinidae
Product: BEN domain-containing protein 7-like
Exons: 10
Coding region: 78-1376 (432 amino acids)
Molecular function (GO): DNA binding
Source: RefSeq, a predicted model, not a curated record
UUUGUCAGUGAUUAAAGAGCCUGUGUGCUGCUGAUGAACUGGGCUGGAUUCUGCCUCUUCACCGCUCUGCCCUUCAGAUGGAGUUUGUGGAGAGGAAGCGGAGCAGGAAAUCGCAGAGCUUUAAACUGGUGAAGGAUGCAGAUUUUAGCCAUGAAAUGGAUGAUGUAGACCAGAAUGACACUGAAGGAGAUGCCCUGGAUGCUUCUGAGACUGAAGUCUGGUUAGGUGAUAAAGGGAUGGAGAUAAAGAAGCAGAUAACAGGCAUGAUGCACUUGCUGAGUGACAAGACAGGACGAGUGUACCAGCGCGUUGGACGAGAGGGUGAGACCCUCAAACAGGAGCCUCAGGAGGAGGCGCUCAGCCUGCCUGUGGCUCAGAGCCUGGCCCCUGAACAUCUCCAGUAUGGCUGGAGCUCAGUCCUGAUGACUCACGGGCAGUACGGCACCCGCUCCAAAACCCAGAGAAUGCUCAACCACUCGAAAGCUAAUGACAUGGCCUUGCCCCCUGUGCCUGCUGCCAUGGCAACUGAGCCCAGCUGCUGUAUGUGCAACUGCAAGAGCACCCUGCAGGCCAUUCUGCUGGAGUUACGUACCAUGAGGAAACUAAUCCAAACUCAGAGAGGAUCCCAGGGCAAACAGGGCUCCCAGGUCUCGCUCUCAUCCCGAACCUCCAUCUCCAAAAAGAGGAGACCGGGUCACAGAGUGACAAUUCUGGCCACGCCCACUAAAAGAACCACACCCCUGUCGCCACGCGCUGAGGCUGAUGCUGUUAUUGAGUGUAAUCAGUCAAGAGAGGACACGCCCCCAACAAUGGCAACAUUUAUCCCAGAUCCCAUUCCCAGUUCCAAGACCCCUCCCUCUCUCUACAGCGUCACCAGAGGCCAAAGCACCACAGAGCCGGAGGUGCAGUUGGCCGAGGAUUAUGACGUAUUUAUUCCUAAAGCACAGUUGGACUCUAUCGUACUGAACUACACUCGCUCUGGCAGCCUGCUCUUCAGGAAACUGGUGUGUGCGUUCUUCGAUGAUACCACACUGGCAAACUCACUGCCCAAUGGCAAGAGGAAGAGAGGACUGAACGACACCAGGAAAGGACUCGAUCAAAACAUAGUCGGAGCCAUUAAAGUGUUCACAGAAAAGUAUUGCACAGCCAAUGGAAUUGAGAAGCUUCCUGGCCCCAGAGACUGGGUCCAGAUUCUGCAAGACCAGAUUAAACUUGCCCGUCGACGCUUAAAAAGAGCAGAGACAACCUCAGACAGUAGUGAUAUUCAGCACAAAACAGAGAAAUGUCAGCAGACUGUUGAUAAAGUGGAAACUGUGACACAAAAUGGUGCUGCUUAUGAGAGAACAGAAUGUCUAGUUGCUAUGGACACUGCCUGAGAAGAGAUUGUUUUCAACAAAAUGCAACCUCCGACCCCUGCAAAGGAGUCAUUUUAAUAGUUUUGUCCGUCUAGCAUGUAUGGAGAGACUCUAUGGAGAGAGGAAAUGGCAACAUUUUGCUGAUCAGUUGGCGCUCCCAACCACUAGACACACUUUUAUAACACAAGUACUCUCAUUUGAUCAUUUUAAAGUGGGUUGUCCCAGAUGUCACUAGUUGUCUUCUGUGAAUAUAUGGAAGUGUUUGUAGUUUUUCAGCUUCAUUCAAAUGCUUCACCAACAAAUAUCAGCAGAACUGCUGAGAAAACAUGACUGUGCCUUUAAUUCACUCUGCCAUGCCAAGCAACAAACUGAUGUCAUUUCACAACUGUGCUGUUUAUUGACACUUUCUGGCGAAAUAUGUGGCAUUUUCUAUAUUAAUAGUACUUAAAGGCACCAUAUGUAAUUUUAGCCACUAGAGGGCACGU